AUGCCUCCAAAAAAGAACGACAAGGCCGGGGGCAAGAAGCCCAGCGCGGCCAAGGUCGUCGAUGACAAGACCUUUGGUAUGAAAAACAAGAAGGGUGGUGCUGCCCAGAAGCAGAUUGCACAGCUGCAGGCCCAGGCCAAGUCGGGCGGCAACGCCGAGCAGAAGCGCAAGGAGGCCGAGAAGGCGGCACGCGAGCGCGAGAAGAAGGCCGCCGAGGACGCCAAGCGCGAGGCCGACCUUCUCCUCAACAAGCCUGCCCAGAUCCAAAAGGUGCCCUUUGGCGUCGACCCAAAGACGGUGCUCUGCAUCUUCUUCAAGAAGGGCAACUGCGAGAAGGGCAAGAAGUGCAAGUUUAGCCACGACCUGGACGUCGAGCGCAAGACGGAAAAGAAGAGUUUGUACACCGACACUAGGGAGGCGGAAGAUGACAAGAAGAAGGCUGAGACCUCGGCCGACUGGGACGAGGACAAGCUGCGGAGUGUCGUCCUGAGCAAAAAGGGCAACCAGCGGACCACGACGGACAAGGUCUGCAAGUACUUUAUCGAGGCCAUCGAGGAUGGCAAGUACGGAUGGUUUUGGAUCUGUCCAAACGGAGGUGACAAAUGCAUGUAUAAGCACGCUUUGCCGCAAGGCUUCGUGCUCAAGACCAAAGAAGACCGAGCUCGUGAAAAGGCCCUACUGGACAAGUCACCACUCAAGACUCUGACUCUGGAAGAAUUCUUGGAGUCGGAAAGGCACAAGCUGACGGGAACUUUAACUCCCGUGACGCCCGAGUCGUUCGCCAAGUGGAAGAAGGAGCGGAUGGAUAAGAAGGCGGCUGAGGAGCAGGCUCGCAAGGCCAAGGAUGCGACAGGACGUGCUCUCUUCGAGAGUGGCAACUGGCGCACCGAAGAGGACGACGACGAUGCCGAGGACGAUGACGACCCCUGGAACCUGGAGAAACUGCGUGCCGAGACGGAAGCUAUCAGGCAGCGCAAGGAGGAAGAACGGUUGGCAAUUGAGAACGGUAUCACGGUGCCCGGGGCACCAGGCACCUGA
This is a messenger RNA of Pyricularia pennisetigena, 1038 nucleotides long. RefSeq lists its product as uncharacterized. Gene Ontology annotation, molecular function: mRNA binding; metal ion binding. Gene Ontology annotation, cellular component: cytosol. The record is from RefSeq and is a predicted model, not a curated record. The transcript has 2 exons. Gene Ontology annotation, biological process: cytoplasmic translation. Bases 1 to 1038 code for a protein of 345 amino acids. NCBI's taxonomy places the organism in Eukaryota, Fungi, Ascomycota, Sordariomycetes, Magnaporthales, Pyriculariaceae.